This is a messenger RNA of Synchytrium microbalum, 804 nucleotides long. RefSeq lists its product as uncharacterized. The record is from RefSeq and is a predicted model, not a curated record. Gene Ontology annotation, molecular function: O-methyltransferase activity. NCBI's taxonomy places the organism in Eukaryota, Fungi, Chytridiomycota, Chytridiomycetes, Synchytriales, Synchytriaceae. The transcript has 3 exons. The coding region runs from base 1 to 804 and encodes 267 amino acids.
AUGGGACAAUUUCUAUCGAUUGCUAGCACGGUGUCUAUACUCCUUCGCAAUGCUUAUCGUGUACUCUAUCUAUGGUUGACGAAUCAAUCACGGUUGGUGCAACAAGGAUUUCAACUCGCUUCUUUCUUCAAUCCGACUCUAAUAACAGUCUUUUCUCGUGUUUAUAGUGAAUCUCUUCUCAUCCAAUACGUCUUUAAGCAUGGACAAGAAGGAGAUGCGGAUCAGAUCUUGAAAACACUCGACAAUUUCGCUCGUAAUGAAAUGUUUCUGAUGAAUGUUGGAGAUGUGAAGGGGAAGCAUGUAGAGGAGAUUGUUCAGCGAGAAAAGCCAAAGAUUAUGGUUGAACUGGGUGCGUUUAUGGGCUACUCAGCUAUUGCUUUUGCCAAGAACUUGCCUCCUGGUGGGAAAUAUUACUCGUUUGAGAUCAAUCCGCUGUAUGCCGCUAUCGCCACGAAGAUCGUGGAAUUUGCGGGUUUAAAGGACAAGGUGACUGUCGUUGUUGGAGCUUUUGGAGACAAGUACCAGCUUCUCAAAGAACGUUAUGGUGUUGACAAGGUCGACAUUUUCUUCAUCGACCAUUGGAAGGAUAUGUAUCUACCCGAUGUCAAAACCAUCAUUGGCAGUGGCCUUUUAAAGAAAGGAUCCGUCAUUAUAGCAGACAAUACUGUGACGCCAGGUACUCCGGACUACCUAAAAUUCAUACGUGCUCAUCCCAGGUUUGAGAACCGCACGAUCUGGAGCGAGUUGGAGUAUAUGCCUGCUGUGAAAGAUGCGCUUGAAGUGUCUACGUAUCAGGGAGAGUAA